Epithele typhae is the source of this 357-nucleotide messenger RNA. Its product is annotated as Alpha/Beta hydrolase protein. The record is from RefSeq and is a predicted model, not a curated record. NCBI's taxonomy places the organism in Eukaryota, Fungi, Basidiomycota, Agaricomycetes, Polyporales, Epitheliaceae. The transcript has 2 exons. Gene Ontology annotation, molecular function: hydrolase activity. The coding region runs from base 1 to 357 and encodes 118 amino acids.
AUGGGUGAGCACGAUCGCACACGUUACGUUUGUAGCGCGGGACUGAGAGCAUGCGCUGCAGAGCUGUACCGGGGCGACGGAUCGCCGAACAGCCCGCGCUUCAUGCCGCUUCUGUACCCGUCCUUCGAGGGCCUUCCUCCGGCGUACAUCCAUGCGAUGGGCCUCGACAGCCUUCGAGACGACGCCAUCAUAUACGAGAAGGCUCUCAGAGAAGCGGGCGUGCGCACCCAAAUCAAAGUGUUCCCUGGGGUCGGACACGGCUUCUGGGCCGCCUUUCCGGACAUUGGUGCUGCUGAGCGGGUGAGGAGGGACAUCGCGUACGGUUUGGGGUGGCUUCUUGGACGCGGCGAGGCCUGA